AACAUCUGUGUGGAGACGCUUCGAGAAGGCAAUCACAGGAGUCUACAAUGCUGUAUCCAAAGACAGAGCUCUGUGAUGGACUGUCCUUCAGGACCUGCAGGGUUUUCAUUAUUCUUCUAACACAGUGUUUAACAGUUUGCGUUGCAGAGCAGUCAGAGUUGAUUUGUUCACAUCAACCAAUCGUAGCCCUGCCUGGUGAUGAUGUCAUUCUACCAUGUUACCUUGAAUCUCCAAUCAGUGCCAGUUCUGAGACAGUGGAGUGGACCAGACCUGGUUUAGACCCAAAGUACAUCCAUGUUCACCGAGAUGGACGACCUGCAAAUCUAUUUCAAAAUCCAUCUUAUUUUUACCGAACAAGACUGUUUGUGGAUGAACUGCAGAAUGGAAACGUCUCCAUGAAAAUCUUCAGAGUGAAAAUCUCUGAUGCAGGAAAAUACUUUUGCUUCCUUCGAUCAAUGUCGAAGAAAGCUUCCAUCCAACUCACUGUUGGUGUCGUCUCCACUCCCAUCAUAGAGGUUGUCUCCAAUAACAGUAGAAGAAUAGUUUUACAGUGUGAGUCUAAAGGCUGGUAUCCAGAGCCUGAGCUGGUCUGGCUGGACGGUGAGGGAAACCUCCUCUCUGCUGGACCUACAGAGACAGUCAGAGGUCCUGAUGACCUCUAUACUGUCAGCAGCAGAGUGACUGUGGAGAAGAAACACAGCAACAACUUCACCUGUAGAGUCCAACAGAAGGACAUCAACCAGACCAGAGAGACACACAUCUAUGUUCCAGAUGAUUCAUUCACAGUUCAGUCGUCUCCUGAUUGGAUUCUGAUCAUCGGCACUCCUGUUUGUAUUAUUGUGCUGUUCAUCAUUAUCUCUCUGACAAUAUGCACAAAGAAGAUCCGGGACAAAGUAAAUUCACAGAGAAAGAAAAUAAAAAACGAAAUAAUUUCACAGUGGGAGAGAUGUAUGAACAGCUGAAUGUAAAGGAGGCAGCGUUUGUGAUUCCAACAAAGCCAACAUUGAUGCAGAAUGCUUUUCAAUCUAUGUGAGCAGGUGUUGUCUUUGAGCCAGUGAAAAGGCUGCAGACACACAGUGAAGAAGUG
Messenger RNA from Dicentrarchus labrax (European seabass), 1087 nucleotides. Its product is annotated as putative selection and upkeep of intraepithelial T-cells protein 1 homolog. The transcript is spliced from 6 exons. The record is from RefSeq and is a predicted model, not a curated record. The coding region runs from base 48 to 962 and encodes 304 amino acids. NCBI's taxonomy places the organism in Eukaryota, Metazoa, Chordata, Actinopteri, Moronidae.